Molecule: messenger RNA, 823 nt
Organism: Anarrhichthys ocellatus (wolf-eel)
Lineage: Eukaryota; Metazoa; Chordata; Actinopteri; Perciformes; Anarhichadidae
Gene: atp5po
Product: ATP synthase peripheral stalk subunit OSCP
Exons: 7
Coding region: 40-663 (207 amino acids)
Biological process (GO): proton motive force-driven ATP synthesis
Molecular function (GO): proton-transporting ATP synthase activity, rotational mechanism
Source: RefSeq, a predicted model, not a curated record
CGCAGUCGUUUGUUCUACUCUGGACAGCUGUAGGAGAAAAUGGCAGCACUCAUGCUAGGACAGCAGGUCCGCCAAUUCAGCACCUCUGUGGUCAGACAAAAGCUGGUUAAGUCUCCCAUCCAGGUCUAUGGAGUGGCAGGCCGCUAUGCUACUGCUCUGUUCUCAGCUGCCAGUAAGCAGAACAAACUGGACCAAGUGGAGCAGGAGAUGGGAAAAGUUUCUGCCCUGAUCAAGGACCCCAAUGUUUCCAGUAUUGUAAUGAAUCCUCAUGUGAAGCGCAGCAUCAAGCAGAAGACUUUCCAUGAUGGUCUUGCAAAGGACAAGGUUUCAGCCAUCACUGUCAACCUCAUCACUGUUUUGUCUGACAAUGGUCGUCUUCCUAUAACUGGUGAAGUUAUCGUUGCUUUUCGCAAGAUGAUGAGUGCCCACCGUGGAGAGGUCAUCUGCUCCGUCACCACUGCUCAGCCUUUGGAUGUCGCUAAUCUUGCUGACCUGAAAGUAGCUCUCAAGGGCUUCCUUCAGAAGGGUGAAACUAUCAAGCUGGAAACAAAGUCGGAUCCUGCAAUCCUGGGUGGCAUGAUCGUCAGUAUCGGAGACAAGUAUGUGGACAUGUCCACUAAAACAAAGAUUCAGAAGCUGACUAAGCUCAUCAAGGAAACUUAAGUCCUGUGGACUUAAUUAAGCAAAAGAUCGAAAGGCGACCAUUGGGGAAACCGCUGAUUAAUGUAUAUUGCUAUCUGUUCUGGCAUUGCAGUUGCUCCAUAAAAUCCAGUGUCUUUACUUAAGUUGAUAUGGAUGUUAAUAAAACGUACAAAACAAUGGA